This is a messenger RNA of Anarrhichthys ocellatus (wolf-eel), 1254 nucleotides long. RefSeq lists its product as uncharacterized. The transcript has 6 exons. The record is from RefSeq and is a predicted model, not a curated record. NCBI's taxonomy places the organism in Eukaryota, Metazoa, Chordata, Actinopteri, Perciformes, Anarhichadidae. The coding region runs from base 273 to 1124 and encodes 283 amino acids.
UGAAUGAUGGAUGCUGCUCACCCAGACUUGAGCAUAAGCUGUUCGUUUUCAAUGUCUUGUGCAAUACAGUAAUAGGUUAAGCACUAUAGUCAUACAGUCACUAAUGACUAAUGUGGACAUAUGUAGUCAUUGUGAUGGUAAAGACCUCAUAACACUGAUACAUCGGCCAUUCAAGAAUGUUCAGCAUUAAGCAAGGCAAGAAUGUUAAUUCCGAAACAUGGACAUGAGCCAUGGCAACACAUACCGACUCCUAACAUGAUUUUGGUUCAAUAAUGUUUCUCUCUGCCAUAGAUAAUGAAGUAGAUGGGCCUACACUUCUCCAGAUGUCUGAAAGAAUGAGUGAGCGAAUCUUUCCAAAAAUGAAAGACCAAGUGAAGUUCCUGUCUGCUUUAGCGCAGCUGAAAGUCAGUGAAAGCGAAGCCCCUGUGAGUCAGAGAGCCCUAGCAGCCCAACCAAUGAUCAACUGCCAAGUCCGGUUUCCUCCAACAGUCUUCACGGCACUGACCAACAAGGAUGCAGCUCUGUUUGACCAUUUGAGCCAAGACACAAUGUAUCCGUCUCAUAUUCAGUAUGAGCAGCUCUUUAAGUCUGUCCUGCUCAACUUCCCUUUUCUGAAGGAAAGUUAUGGAUCUGGAUAUCAAACAGAUGCAAUGGAUGCUGGGGACGACGAAAGAAGUACGAGCCACCAUAUUGCAACAAUGAAGCAGGAGUGCCAAAAGAUGAGGCCUAACUUGGUCAUCAUUCGCCAAUGCCUCCAGAGAGUACAGAAGACACUAUAUUCAACAACACUCUCCUGCAGAGGUCUUAAAAGAAUUCACCUGCUUCUCUAUUCCAAUCUUGGCCUGUUGGUGAAUGCAGCCAUACUCCUCCUACCAUCGGUCUUCAAAGAAAAUGCAUCACAGCUCUUUGCAAUAGAUAAGGAACCACUAAGCCCAACACCCACAAUUGUCCUGAGCAGCAGCGAUGGCAAGCCCCUGAGUGACAGCACAGAUGUUUUUGUAGCAGUGGAUGGACAAAAAAUGAUGGUGGACAAUGAAGACGCAGACGGUUCAUUGGCCAUGGGUGUUGUGUUGGCCCUCUAUCAUCUGAAAAAAACAUUUCGUUUUUGGAGGCAUUUAUCCUGAAGCUGGACACACGGGUACCUGUAGCUGUGCAGAGUGGCAAAUGCUCUGAACAUUUCUUAGAUAGGACACUGCAGCACAUGGAUUACAUUGUAUAGAGUUGAUUUCUGACAAUAAAGUGAAGUGCAGUACA